AUGCCAAAUACGCAAAAUCGGCACUUGAGCCAGUUCACUCAUUAUCAUUUAUAUCAGGAUGAAAUUCCGCUUCCUAGACUCGUAGCGCUGGCGCCGCUCAAGCGGUUCAAAGACGUAUUAGAGCGCGAUCUGGCAGAAAAGCUACGGUAUGACUGAGGAGUGGGAACAGCCGCCUCGGUGUAUGAGUGGAAUACUUAAAAUUUUUACGCAAGAAAAGGAAAUUUUUUUUUUGAACUUUUUUUAAAAUAAAAGUUCGAUAGAUCCUCGCAUUGAAGAUUGAAAAUUGAAAUACUACUGCUUGGUAACUUCCGAAUAUUUUUCUUUUUCACUUGAGACGGAAAUUCGUUCAUUUCUUCCAAGGUCGCUUUGGAAUGCAUAAUGGAAGUUCUUUGCCCACCGUAGAAGAUUAUGAUGAAGAUGACGUGAUUAUAAUUGAUGACUCAUCGGAUGAAGAGCACAAACCUCCGCCGAAGAAAAAGACUAAGGUUCAGAAUGGUUAGUUUCGUAUAAGUUUCAAAAUAUUUCUAUCACUUUAGUUUCUUCAAAGUCACCAAAAACUCCAAAAAUAGCAAAAGUGAAGCGAACAGAAGCAGAAGUGCAAGAAAACAACAACAAAAAACUUCCAAUUGUUACAAAGAAUGAGGAGCCACCAAAAUCUCUUUUUGGAACAAAUUUGAAAGAAUCGUGGGCAGAAUUUUGGGAGAAGGUAAUGUUUUUUUUUUCUUCGACAGUUUUGUUUUUUUUUACAGAAGAAACAACACAGUCAAGAAGCUGAAGUUACAAAUACAGCCAAGGUUAGAGUAUUAAUUUUUUGAACAAUCAAACUUUUCAUUUUCAGAGAAAAGCCACAGCUUCUUCUUCGAAAAAACCUGCCGAAAAUGUCGGAAAAAAACUGAACGAAGAAAAAAAAGAAGUUUUACCUGGAAAAAUAGGUUUUUAUUGCUGUUGUUAAAAUUUCUAUGAAGUGAAUACAGUAGAAAAUAACGAACCGAGAAAGUUCAUUACGAGCACGGCUGAGCUGAAAGAAAAACGAGACUCCGUGUUGGCGGAAGUUUUCAAGCACAAGAAGUUCAAGAGUCGCUUGCAGUUUAACGCAGUAAAUUGCAUUUUGAAACGUUGGUUUACAAAAUGUUUGAUUCAAAAUUUCAUCAAAUGUAGGAAAAUGCGACGUCUAUGUUUCUCUGCCGACGGGAGCCGGAAAGUCACUUUGCUACCAGGUAACAGAUGAUUUUGGGAAAUGCGAAUUCGAGAAAAAUUUCAAGCUUUUUCUGUAUGUCCUCAAAAAGAUAUUUAACCCUUUGGAUGAUUUAAAAAGGCAAACGAAGAUUUUUUGUGAGUUUCUUUAUCAUUCUGUACGAACGAAUUUUUCAUAUCGACUUUUCAACUUUGUUUUAGAUAAUCCUAUUUUGUCUUGACACUUUUCCGAAAGUCUUUCUCACAAAAAGUCGUCAAUAGAUGCUAGUAACGUCGUGAAAGUGUGAUAGGUUUUCUGGAAUCUUUAUAAGGUCGUGGUAAUUCGCUUAAAAAUAAUUAUAGCGUUGAAUAUUAUAAACAUAAAUUUGAGCUGCCUGCUGUGGUUCACGGAGGAAUAACCGUUGUUGUUUCUCCGCUCAUUGCUCUGAUGAAAGAUCAAAUUCUCGGCCUUCGGAAGAAAAAUGUUACCUGCGAGACUUUGAAUUCCUCGUUGACUAAUGAAGAACGUUCGGCCGUCUUGAGUGUGAGCUUUUUCAGAAUCAAGAAGCUGAUGAUAUUUUGGAAGAUUUUCAGGAUUUGAACAAAAAGAACCCAAAUACUCGGUUGUUGUACAUAACAGCGGAAGGAGCGGCUACCGACAGCAUGAAAAAGUUUUAAAUUCAGCAUUAUUUAAUGCUAGUUUGAGAAAAAAAAAACCUGAGAAAACGCCUGGUCCGAAAUGAAAGUUCUUUUUUCAGGUUGCUGGCAUCUCUCCACAAACGGAACUUGUUGUCUUAUUUUGUCGUAGACGAAGCUCAUUGCGUCACUCAUUGGGGCCACGAUUUCAGGUUUCCGUUUUGAAUUCUUCGAAUGAAAAGAGUUGAUUUAAGACCAGAUUACUUGACUCUGGGAUCGCUGCGAGACAUCUGUUCCGGGGUUAAUUUCUUCUAGAUUUUUCACUGAACUUGUGCUUUUUAAAGGUUCCCUGGAUUGCCCUUACUGCAACCGCGAACACCAAGGCCAAAGACGACAUUAUCCUCCAACUGAAAAUGGCCCACGUCGAAGCUUUCAAUGUCGGUUUCACCAUUGCAAAAAUGUUUUUUAUCAGUUUAUCAGGCUGGAACAUACCGUGACAACCUGUUUUAUGACGUUUGCAUGAAGGACUAUCUCAACGCGGCUCCCGAGGUUCGAACUAUGAUAGAAUGGAAAAGUUCGAAGAAUGAUUCAGAAGCACAUGGCAGCGUUCAUCACCAAAUGCUUGACUCCUCAAAAGACGGCUAAGGAACUUUGCAAAGAAGAAAAAGGAGCUCGGCAGGCUAAUGUCAAGGUUUCGAAAGCGCGGAAUUUCCUCCAAAUUAGCAUCUUUUUUGAAGAUGAAAAGUAACUAUAAUGUGAAGUUUAAAUUUAAGUCUAAGAUUUAUUAACAUUACAAUUCGUUGGAGAGAGAAUUUUAUGACUCUAAAAUAUGGCUUGAUUUCGGAUAAAUAGUUCUUGAGAGGUUGGAUAAAGAAAGCUUUUUUUUUCGUUUCUUAUUAAAUGAAACUGAAAAGUCAUUUUUCGUCUUCCAGAAGAUGAGCGGAAGCGCAAUUAUAUACUGUCGAUCUCGAAAUGAAUGCGAUAACAUGGUGACGACUCUCGCCACAGUUGGAGUCACGGCCCUUUCUUAUCAUGCAGGACUUCCGAAAAACGUUUCUUUGGCUCUUGGUUUUCGAAAAAAUGAUUAAAACUCAGGCGAGAACGGAGGUGCAAGAAAAAUGGAUGAGCGACGAGGUUCCGGUCGUCGUCGCCACGAUCGCUUUCGGCAUGGGAAUCGACAAACCUGAUGUUAGGUUUGUAUGUUCGAAAGAGUUCAAGACAUUUUCCAUUCUCAGGACUGCCUAUUUCAUUCAAGCUUAUCCUAUGCUUUUCUUCCAUUUUCUCAUUUUUUUUAUAGACUUCAGAGUUCUUCAUUUUUAUUCAGAGUCGUCGUGCACUGGUCGCCAUCCCAGAACCUCGCCGCCUAUUAUCAAGAGGCUGGACGUGCUGGUCGAGACGGGAAAAGGAGCUUUUGCCGCAUUUACCACUCUAAAUCCGACCGUCAGACGCUGAAUUUCCAUGUCUCUGGUGACAUAGGAAAGCUGAAAGAGAGGGUUAGUUUAAUAUUAUGUCUUUACAAUAACUAUUAAGUAUUGUAACUUCCGCAACUUUCAGGAUAGCAUUAUUUUCAAAGUUUUUUUUCAAAUUUAAGAUUCAAUUCUUACUGAAAAAAUGUUGAGAAAGGUUGGUUUUCAUUCCAGAUGAAGAAAAAGAAGGCGACGGGAAAGGAAGAAGAGCAAAUCAAGGCGUUGCAAAAUGGAUUCGAAAAAAUGAUUGACUAUUGUGAAACGCCCCAGUAAGAAUAUUUAUACCAAUAUCAGUUCUUUUUUUUGCAUUUCUUAAUUUUAUCUCUUUCAUACUGUUCCAAUUCUAUUUUUCUUCAACUAAAUUAAAUUAUCAGCUUUUCUUAUUCCUUUUCCACCAGAUGCCGACAUGUCGCCAUUGCCAAAUUCUUUGAUGAUUCCGACGCUCGGCCUUGCUCAAAAAACUGUGAUUUUUGUACGGAUCCGAAGUCAACGAAACGGAUGACGGAGAAUUAUCAAGUGAUUGAAAUGAGAACAAUCCAGAGAUCCAUUAGAAGUUUCAGUCUCUGUCCGUGCCUACCAAAACGGGUCGAUACACAGCAUUUACUGGGAAAGGCGGUGCCAGAGAAGACGGAGAUCUGUACGGCGGCGGGAAGCAGUAUGUCUUUUCUCAGUUCAAAAGUUUCGGAAACUUGAUUUCUACCUUGUAUCUUUUCAAGAAGAUGGGCUGUUCAAAUCUCCAGUCAACAUUAAAUUUGGAAUUAACGAAACAAUCUGUUUUUUCACACGAGGAGCCAGAACUGUGAAUAUAAUCUUCAACUUUUCUUUAGAAUAAAACUGUAGAGAGAGUUAUUUUCAAUAAAACGAAAACUCUGCUAUUUUUUCUGAUUCAUAAGAGGUUUCCAGUUAGAGACCUAGAGCCUAUAUUAGGACUUUAUCAGUCAAUUUCUAUAAAAACUGAAUUUUUAAGAAUAGUCUUUCAAAGUUUUUUCAAAAAAAUUCUGAUCGUCUUUCCAGCGGCUCCAAAGAUGAAGACAUGUAUGAAAAACCGUCGACGUCUUCUGAAGUGAUGGACCGUCUGGAAGCCGACGAAGGCCGAAGAAUGAGGGGCGUCCUUCAACGCGAAUUCGCCAAACGGCGACGUUCUACUGUCGGUUUCAGAAGCGUUUCAAAUUAUCAAAAACAUGUUCAGAACGCCCCUGUCCCCUCGGAUGAGCCCGAGACUCCUUCUAUCGGAAUCACUGUCACAAAUUCAUCGUCUAAGCUUGUGCCGAACGUUACAUUGCAGGUUUUUUUUUAGGGUUUUAAAGAUCAUUAAUAAAAUUUGACUACAAAAAAGGUAGUUUUAGAUAUUAUUUCAGAGUAAAUUUGCCGAUAAUCAUGAUCAAAACUUAUCGUUAAUUUGAUUCAAAAGUUUGUCUGAUUUCCAGACUUCUUUUUUUGUCUCUUUUCUCACAAAAGAAUACCAAGUUGAUCCAAUUUUUCUUUCGUGAUCAAGUUUUUCGUUAUUAUCAAGUUACGUUAAAUGAAAAAUAACUCGUGAGUUAACUUAAGAGACGCGAAACGAUGGUCUCGGCCUUGACAAAAGCCCUGGAGGCCAAUUGGCCAUGCGGGGUUGCGACGUGCGGCAUGGUGGCUUCUGAUGCGGCACAACGUCUCGAGUGGAACGCCUACAGCGGCAGCAAAAACGUCACUGUUUAUAACAACAAGGCCUCACAUAAGGUUCAUUUUAUCUUCAUUUUCAAUUCGCAUCGAAAGGUUUUAAGGUAGCCGAAAUCAAGAAGAUGACGAUGCAGAACAAAACCUACGAAGUGGAAGGCUCGGCCCCCGCUUCCGAUGGAUUUGUCUCGGCUAGCCAGCUCGUGUAA
Molecule: messenger RNA, 5140 nt
Organism: Caenorhabditis auriculariae
Lineage: Eukaryota; Metazoa; Nematoda; Chromadorea; Rhabditida; Rhabditidae
Source: the annotation of a GenBank genome assembly